UUUUUUUGUAGACACUUAACACAUUUGUAACAGAUAUUGCAGUUUUUGUAAUAGUUCUGAUUUUUUUUUCUCCACUUCUUCGAAAAUGGGAGUAGCUUGGGUCUUCGAAACAAAUCAAGGAGAACGAGCGAUUGAAUUAAUAUUCGAGCAGGCCGGUUCUGUUUUACCUCCAUCAACUAGCAAACAUUUUCGAGUUAAUUGUAUUUGGUAUCGGCCACAACAACACAUUGCUGCUUUGAUAAGCGGUUUUUACGUUAUUCAUCAUUCAAAUUUUCCUGAUAGUGCUUUUAUCAUAAAUGCAAAUAAGCCUGAUUCUCGACCGUCGUCUGAAACUGGGAGCGCAGAAAGACCAACGACAUCUCGAUCACCGGCAGCACCACGUGCUACCGCUGACAAAGGCUUUGAACUACAACUAGAUAAAUUUCAAAGUGCUGGUCUAACAGUUGAACCGGCAAAGUUUGAAGUUGUUGGGAAUGAGUACCAUCUAAAAGACUUUCGUCUUCGAGUUGGGACAGUGACUUUAGGCUCUUCUGGCACCAUUGUUGAAAUUGAAUACGCCGCUUCCAAUAUUGUCAUGCAAUGCCAAUCACUUUUGCAAGAAAUUAUUGACCUUUUCUUUCCCGACCACGGUUUAAAAACCCCAGAAAUUUUCCAGAAGCAAUGUUCUCAACCAGAUAAUUAUACUGCUAUUGAUACAGCCCAACAAUAUCUAGAUAUAUUUUCUGUUAUGCGUAAACGAUCUUAA
Meloidogyne enterolobii is the source of this 745-nucleotide messenger RNA. The record is from the annotation of a GenBank genome assembly. Lineage: Eukaryota; Metazoa; Nematoda; Chromadorea; Rhabditida; Meloidogynidae.